Molecule: messenger RNA, 6189 nt
Organism: Zygotorulaspora mrakii
Lineage: Eukaryota; Fungi; Ascomycota; Saccharomycetes; Saccharomycetales; Saccharomycetaceae
Gene: FAS1
Product: tetrafunctional fatty acid synthase subunit FAS1
Exons: 1
Coding region: 1-6189 (2062 amino acids)
Biological process (GO): long-chain fatty acid biosynthetic process
Cellular component (GO): fatty acid synthase complex
Molecular function (GO): [acyl-carrier-protein] S-malonyltransferase activity; fatty acid synthase activity; enoyl-[acyl-carrier-protein] reductase (NADH) activity
Source: RefSeq, a predicted model, not a curated record
AUGUCAACAACAUCGUCAUCGUCGACAAGACCGUUGAUUCUUUCACAUGGGUCGCUGGAACACGUUCUGCCAGUUCCUACACAAUCGUUUUUCGCUGCGUCUGAGUUGCUAGACCAGUUCAACAAGUCGUUGCCAGAGCCAACCGAGAGUUUUGCCUCUGACCAGGAGCCAGCAUCACCAGCCGAGCUUCUAUCCAAGUUUUUGUCGUUUAUUGCUAGUUUCGUGCAGGAUGACGACCAAUCGAGUGAAUCAAAGUAUUUCCAGGUGUUGAAAGUUUCGUUAAGUGAAUUCGACAAUGGUUAUUUACAGGGCAAUGAUGUCCACGCGGUUGCCAUUAAUCUUUUCAAGGAUUCCGAAAAUUUCCCAACGACUUUGGAGAAAAUCAGAGAACUGGUUAAAAACUAUUUAUUUGCUAAAACCAUUGCCAAAGAGCCUUUUGAAAAAUCGAAAUCUUUAUUAUUCAAAAGCGCUUUGAAUGGCGAAAGUCAAAUUGCUGCAAUCUUUGGUGGUCAAGGUAACACUGACGAUUAUUUCGAAGAGUUGCGCGAAUUAUAUCAAACUUAUAACGUUUUAAUUAGUGAUGUGAUAGAGUUUUGUGCAAAGACUCUACGUGAUUUAGUUAAAUCGACUCAUGAUACAGAAAAAGUUUUCACUCAAGGAUUUGAUGUUCUAAGCUGGUUAGAGAAUCCAUCAAAGACACCUGAUAAUGAUUAUUUAUUAUCUAUUCCAAUUUCAUGCCCAUUAAUUGGUGUUAUUCAAUUGGUUCAUUAUGCAUUAACUGCAAGAUUAUUAGGUUUUACUCCAGGUGAGUUAAAAUCUCAUCUGAAUGGUGCCACAGGUCAUUCACAAGGUUUAGCAACAGCUAUUGCAAUUGCUGAAGCUGAUUCUUGGGAUUCAUUUUUUAAUUCCGCAAAAAAGACAAUUUCCUUAUUAUUUUUCAUUGGUGUUCAUUGUUAUAUUGCCUACCUAAAUACAUCAUUGCCACCAACAAUUCUUGAAGAUUCGCUAGAAAAUAAUGAAGGCAUUCCAUCACCAAUGUUGGCAAUUUCAAAUUUGACACAGGAUCAAGUUCAAAGCUUUGUUGAUAAGACAAAUUCUCAUUUGCCAGACGAAAAGCAUAUAGUUAUUUCAUUGAUUAAUGGUGCAAGAAACUUAGUUGUUACAGGUCCACCACAAUCACUUUAUGGUUUAAAUUUAACAUUGAGAAAAGCAAAAGCUCCAUCAGGUUUAGAUCAAUCAAGAAUUCCAUUUACCGAAAGAAAAUUAAAAUUUUCAAAUAGAUUUUUACCAAUUACAUCACCAUUUCAUUCUCAUCUAUUAAAAUCAGCUAAAGAAUUCAUUUAUAACGAUUUGAAAAACUAUAACAUCGAAUUUAGUUCGAAUGAUUUGAAAAUACCUGUUUAUGAUACUUUUAGUGGUAAUGAUAUGAGAGAAACUAAUGGUUCAAUUGUACAGAGAAUUACUGAUUGUAUUGUUAGUUUACCAGUUAAUUGGGAAAAGACAACUCAAUUUAAGGCUACUCAUAUUUUAGAUUUUGGUCCAGGUGGUGCUUCAGGUCUUGGUGUAUUAACUCAUCGUAAUAAAGAUGGUACUGGUGUUCGUAUUAUUGUCGCUGGUACUCUUGAUAUUAAUACUGAUGAUGAAUAUGGAUUCAAACAAGAACUUUUCGAUGUAACAACUGAUGGAUUAAAGAAAAAUCCAAAUUGGUUAAAAGAAUUUCAUCCAAAAUUAAUAAAGACAAAAUCAGGUAAAAUUUUUGUUGAUACAAAAUUUUCGAAAUUGAUUGGUAGAGCUCCUUUAUUAGUUCCUGGUAUGACUCCAUCAACAGUUUCACCGGAUUUUGUUGCUGCAACAAUAAAUGCUGGUUAUCAUAUUGAAUUAGCUGGUGGUGGUUAUUUCUCACCAGAAGGUAUGACAAAUGCAAUUGAUUCCGUUAUUUCUCAAAUUAAAAAGGGUUAUAGUUUAGGAUUGAAUUUGAUCUAUGUUAAUCCAAGAAUGCUACAAUGGGGUAUUCCUUUAAUUAAAGAGUUAAGAGAAAAAGGUUAUCCAAUUCAAUCAUUAACUAUAGGUGCUGGUGUACCAUCAUUAGAAGUUGCUUCUGAAUAUAUCGAAACGUUAAAAUUAACUCAUUUAGAUUUAAAACCUGGUUCGAUUGAUGCAAUUUCUCAAGUUAUUACUAUUGCAAGUCAUCAUCCAAAUUUCCCAAUUGUUUUACAAUGGACCGGUGGUAGAGGUGGUGGUCAUCAUUCCUUUGAAGACUUCCAUGCACCAAUGUUACAGAUGUAUUCAAAAAUUAGAAGACAUCCAAAUAUUAUUUUAAUUGCCGGUUCAGGUUUUGGCUCGGCUGAGGAUACUUAUCCAUAUUUAACAGGUGAAUGGUCAAAGAGUUUUGAUUACCCACCAAUGCCAUUUGAUGGUGUUCUUUUUGGUUCAAGAGUUAUGAUUGCAAAAGAAGCCAAAACCUCAUUAGCAGCCAAAGAAUUGAUUGCUUCAUGCCCUGGUGUUCCAAAUAGUCAAUGGCAAGAGACCUAUAAAAAACCAACCGGUGGUAUUAUUACGGUUCGUUCAGAAAUGGGUGAGCCAAUUCAUAAAAUUGCAACUCGUGGUGUUUUAUUCUGGAAAGAAAUGGAUGAUACCAUUUUCAACUUACCAAAGAAUAAAUUACAAGCUGCUUUGGAUGCAAAGAAAGACUAUAUUAUUUCUAAAUUAAACGCUGAUUCACAAAAACCGUGGUUUGCAACUGUCAAUGGUGAAGUUCGUGAUUUAACAAAUAUGACAUACGAAGAAGUUGCUAAAAGAUUGGUUGAAUUAAUGUACAUCAGAUCAAUGAAUUCUUGGAUUGAUGUUACAUUAAGAAAUUUCACUGGUGAUUUCUUACGUCGUGUUGAAGAAAGAUUCACUAAAGUUAAAACUGCUUCAGUUAUUCAAUCAUAUUCUGUUUUAGAACAACAACCCGACAAGAUUUUGGAAACUGUUUUCAACUCUUAUCCAGCUUCAAAGACACAGUAUUUAAAUGCACAAGAUGUUGAUUACUUCUUGAGUAUGUGCCAAAGACCAAUUCAAAAACCUGUCCCAUUUGUUCCAGUUCUUGAUCAUAGGUUUGAAUUUUUCUUCAAAAAAGAUUCUCUAUGGCAAUCUGAAUUUUUGGAAGCUGUUGUCGAUCAAGAUGUUCAAAGAACCUGUAUUUUACAUGGUCCCGUUGCAGCUCAAUUCACCAAGAAAGUUGAUGAACCAAUUAAAGAAAUGUUAGACGGUAUUCACGAUGGUCACAUUGAAAAAUUAUUAAAAGAUGUUUAUAAAGGUGACGAAUCAUCUAUUCCUGUAGUUGAUUACUUUGGUGGUGAUGAGGAAAUCGAAGAAAUUAAGAUUGACUCACCUAAUAUUAAAGUUUCUUUCAAAGACGGAACGGAAGUUUAUCGUGCAUCAUCUUCAAUUGAUCCAAAAGUUUGGUUCAAACUUUUGGGAGGAUCUGAAAGAAACUGGAGAGGUGCGUUCUUCUCAACUUCAAAGGUUGUUCAAGACACUAUGUUUGUUGACAAUCCCUUGAAAAGAGUGUUUAACCCAAUUGAUAACAUGGUUGUUGAAAUCACUAACGGUCCAGAGCCUUCAAAAUCAAUUAUUACUCUUUUGGAACCUGUCCAAGGUGAUAUCAAACCAACUGCUGUUUUGAGAUUAGUUAAAGAUGAUAUUAUUCAAUUAGAAUUAAUUGAAAAUAGAACAAUGGAUGGUACACCUGUAUCCUUACCAUUGCUGUAUAAAUACAACCCUAAUGAUGGUUUUGCACCAAUUUCCGAAGUUAUGGAAGGUCGUAACGAACGUAUCAAAAAGAUGUACUGGAAAUUGUGGUUAGAUGAACCAUUAGAUUUGAAAUUUGAUCCUAGAAAAGUAAUCAAAGGUGGUAAUUUCAAAAUAACUGGUAAAAGUAUAUCUGAAUUUACUCAUGCUAUUGGUAACAAUUGUGAAGAUUUUGUAAGAAGAUCCGACAAACCUUUGUUAGCGCCAAUGGAUUAUGCAAUUGUUGUUGGAUGGAGAGUUAUUGUAAAGGCUAUCUUCCCUGAAACUGUUGAUGGUGACUUAUUGAAAUUGGUUCACUUGUCUAAUGGUUACAGAAUGAUCCCUGGAGCUAAACCAUUACAGGAGAAUGAUGUUAUUUCUACACAUGCUGUUGUUAAGUCUGUUGUUAACCAACCAACAGGUAAAGUUGUAGAAGUUGUUGGAACUUUGACUAGAGAUAAUAAACCAGUUAUGGAAGUUACUUCGUCCUUCUUCUACAGAGGUAACUAUACAGAUUAUGAAAAUACUUUCCAAAAAACUGUAGAACCUGUAUAUCAGGUACAAAUUAAAUCUGCUAAAGAUAUCGCAGUUUUACGUUCCAAGGAAUGGUUUCAGUUGGAUGAUGAAGAUAUUGAUUUGUUGGGUAAAACUUUAACUUUUGAAACGGAGACUGAAGUCACAUUCCAAGGUCCUGACGUUUUCUCUUCUGUUAGAUGUUGCGGUCCAAUUAAAAUGGAGUUACCAACAACUGAAAAUGUUGAAAUUGGUGUUGUUGAUUAUGACGCUGGUGAAUCUUACGGUAAUCCAGUACUUGAAUAUCUGAAGAGAAAUGCGUCAACUCUUGAGCGAAAGGUUAAUUUGGAAAAUCCUAUACCUAUUGCUGUCCUUGAUACUCAAGCUCCAAGUACCAAUGAACCAUAUGCUAGAGUUUCUGGUGAUUUGAAUCCAAUUCAUGUUUCUCGUCACUUUGCAACUUAUGCCAACCUACCGGGUACUAUCACCCAUGGUAUGUUUUCAUCAGCUGCUGUCCGCGCUCUAAUUGAAAACUGGGCCGCCGAUAGUGUCUCCUCAAGAGUUCGUGCUUACGAAUGUCAAUUUGUUAGUAUGGUUUUGCCAAACGACCCACUAACUGUUUCGAUUCAACAUAUUGGCAUGAUUAACGGUCGUAAACUGAUUAAAUUUGAGGCUAAGAAUGAACAUGAUGUAGCUGUGCUAACUGGUGAAGCAGAAGUUGAACAACCUGUUUCUACGUUCGUUUUCACCGGUCAAGGUUCCCAAGAGCAAGGUAUGGGUAUGGAUCUAUAUCAAAACUCUGAAGUUGCAAGAAGAGUAUGGGAUAGAGCGGACUCUCAUUUCAAGGAAACCUACGGUUUCUCCAUUCUUGAUAUUGUGAAAAACAAUCCAAAGGAGUUAACCAUUUUCUUUGGUGGUGAAAAGGGUAGAAAGAUUAAACAAAACUAUACCCAAAUGAUCUUUGAAACUAUUGUUGAUGGUGAAUUGAAGACUGAAAAAAUCUUCAAAGAUGUUAAAGAGGAUUCCACAUCAUACACUUUCAGAUCACCAACUGGUUUAUUAUCUGCCACUCAAUUCACUCAACCUGCAUUGACCUUAAUGGAGAAAGCAUCUUUUGAAGAUCUUAAAUCCAAGGGAUUAAUUCCUGUCGAUGCUUCCUUUGCCGGUCACUCUCUAGGUGAAUAUGCAGCUUUAGCUUCGUUAGCUGAUGUCAUGUCAAUUGAGUCUUUAGUUGAGGUUGUCUUCUACAGAGGUAUGACUAUGCAAGUUGCCGUUCCAAGAGACGCAUUAGGUAGAUCAAACUACGGUAUGGUUGCCGUCAACCCAGGCAGAGUUGCACCAAAUUUCUCGCAAGAAGCUUUGCAAUUUGUUGUUGAAAAGGUUGGUAAGAGGACUGAAUGGUUAUGUGAGAUUGUCAAUUACAAUGUUGAGAAUCAACAAUACGUUGCUGCUGGUGAUUUGAGAGGUUUAGAUACUUUGACCAAUGUCUUGAAUUUCAUCAAGUUGCAAAAAAUUGAUAUUGUCAAACUACAAGCUAGUUUGUCACUUGAAAAGGUCGAAGAACAUUUAUUUGAAAUUAUUGAUGAAGUUUCAAAGAAAUCAUUAGCAAAGCCACAACCAAUCGAAUUAGAAAGAGGUUUCGCUUGUAUUCCACUACGUGGUAUCUCUGUUCCAUUCCAUUCCUCUUAUUUGAGAAAUGGUGUUAAACCAUUUAAGAAUUUCUUGAAGAAAAAUAUUGUUAAGGAAAAUGUUAAAGCUGAUAGACUUAUUGGUAAGUAUAUUCCUAACUUGACGGCUAAGCCAUUCGAAAUUACAAAAGAAUACUUCCAAGAUGUUUACGAUUUAACAGGCUCUGAACAGAUUAAGGAAAUCUUGGACUCGUGGGAGAAGUACGAGAAUUAA